UAUCGCUUUGUAAAUUUAAGAUAUGAUUUCAUCCUCUUAUUCUCUGACAGAUCCGGAUCAGAAUGGCUAUGAUGAAUGUAAAGUUACAGAAUGUAACUAAUGAUAGUAGUCAGUACCGUUGUGAGUUAAAAGAACACUUCAAGUACAUUCUCCUCCCGGUGAGUUACUCUCUGGUGUUUGUGUUCGGUCUGGGGUUGAACAUCACGGCCAUGUACGUCAUCUUGUUCCGAACCAAACACUGGAAGCCCAGCACCAUCUACAUGAUCAACCUCAACGUCUGCGACACGCUUUACAUCCUCACUCUGCCGUUCCUCAUCUACUAUUACGAUAAUAAGAACGACUGGCCGUUCGGUGAGCUGAUGUGUAAGCUGAUUCGCUUUCUCUUCUACACAAACCUCUACGGGAGCAUCCUCUUCCUCAGCUGCAUCAGUCUGCACCGGUAUUUAGGCAUCUGCCACCCGAUGCGCUCUUUGUACUGGAUGAACGGCCGUCGCGCUCGUUUGGUUUCUGUGGGAAUAUGGGUGAUCAUUCUCAUCUUACAGGCACCCAUUCUUUAUUUCUCCAGGGUGAGACUUAAUGGUGACGAUUGGGUCUGUCAUGACACCACCAUCAACGAGCUCUUCAAUGACUUUCUGGUCUACAGCUCGGUGGUGAUGUUUCUGCUUUUUGUCAUACCGUUUGGAGUGGUGCUGGUCUGCAACAGCCUGAUGGUGAAGAAACUUCUUGAUCCCGGCGAUCUCAGAGAACCAAUGUCACAGCACUCAAAAAAGAAGUCGGCGAAGAUGAUUAUCAUUGUGCUUCUGGCUUUCAUGUUUUGCUUCUUGCCUUUCCAUGUGAACUGCAGUAUAUAUUACACCUUCCGUUACCUGGACAAACACGACUGCAACAUAAUACGACUCUCCAACAACAUCUACAAAGUCAUGCGAACUCUGGUCAGUCUCAACAGCUGCAUCGACCCCAUCCUCUACUUCAUGGCAGGACAGAGCUUCAGAAACAGCAUCAACAAGAAAUCAAGCAUAAAGUCUGAAAAAUUCCCACUCAACAUUACAGUAAAAAUGUCUUUAUUUCAUAGAAUGACUAUACGUCCUUUUUUCCUAGACAUGUCCUAGCCAGGAUUUCUAAAUUGCCUAAAAUGUUCGGUUUUGGCUUUGUUUUUAUACUUGCUAAAACGAAUAACUGAAAAGUAGUUUGACCAAUAGCAUGCAGGCAUAGUGCAUAAUUGACCAAUCGUGGCAUCCAAGAAGGUGGGAUCUACAGAAAACGGUCAAAGAAUGCAAUGCAAAUACAUGUAUAACGUAGCCUAUGAGGACCGCAGAGAGAGCAGCAAUAGGAAAACAAAGCCAAAACCCGGACAUUUUAGGACGUUUAGAAAUACCGGCAAGGAUCUGCGAGGCAAAAUAGGGCUUUUCACACUGCGCUUAACCUAUCGUCAUUAGAGGAAUGCUUCACACAUGUAGCUAAUUUAAAAGUGAGGUUAGCACCGUUUUUACCCGGUGAGCAAGACACCCAAUCGCUUGCCUCACCUGUGAAAAGGUGACGGAAAAUGUGUCAAUUGGAGUGAAGAGGCCGUUUUAUUAUCUCCUAUAUAAUACGUAGCUGAUUUAAAUCUUAUAUAUAUAUAGCUGCCUUCACGCCAUGUCAUAAUUACUUCCAAGUCCGCAGUUUUAGCGAUCUCUCCCCACGCUAUUUCCACAAAGGGGGAUCUCGCGUAGCCAGACCUUCAGUCUGACUGCAGAAGGUCUGGGAUCCUUGGCCGCUUUCAAUGGGCUAGUCCCACCCAAGAGGCCAUAUGACUGACAGACAGGAUGGUGACCUCCGGCGUCUUGACCAGGUUAGUGGGGCUCUUGUGCGUACCGAUGGGCAGCAGUAGCUCAG
Molecule: messenger RNA, 1875 nt
Organism: Sinocyclocheilus anshuiensis
Lineage: Eukaryota; Metazoa; Chordata; Actinopteri; Cypriniformes; Cyprinidae
Product: P2Y purinoceptor 2-like
Exons: 2
Coding region: 63-1109 (348 amino acids)
Biological process (GO): G protein-coupled receptor signaling pathway
Cellular component (GO): plasma membrane
Molecular function (GO): G protein-coupled UTP receptor activity; A1 adenosine receptor binding
Source: RefSeq, a predicted model, not a curated record